This is a messenger RNA of Paraglomus brasilianum, 363 nucleotides long. NCBI's taxonomy places the organism in Eukaryota, Fungi, Glomeromycota, Glomeromycetes, Paraglomerales, Paraglomeraceae. The record is from the annotation of a GenBank genome assembly.
AUGGUUUACAUCUCUACAUGGCCAGAGUUUCAAAAAGCAGUCGAGGACUUAUAUCUCAACGCUCCUGGCCAAACUCGCUAUGUGGUGGACUACUCACAUAAAACCGGAUUUCUGGUGCUAAAAGUAACCGAUGAUAGGACAUGCUUGAAAUAUAAGACAGAGAGUGCGCCUGAUAUGAAAAAGUUUGAAAGGCUGAACAGUAUAUUAAUGACGAAAAUGCAAAACCGAAAAGAGAGUGUUGGAAGUGAAGAAGGUAACCCGACAUCGUCAGAAACACCAACAGCACCACCUGUGCAUCAGCCAAAACCAUCUACAAAGUCUGGGUCAAGUUCAAAGAAAAAGAAAGGAAAAAAGAACCGAUAA